UUAUGGAACAACAAAUUUCCAGCCUCAUCAACGUGCUCUGGAAAGUCCUUGCUCAUACAGAACUCAGACAAAGUCCUUUGUGUCAAUUGGCAAAGAUCAUGUGGAUGCAGCAGUCGGCACCACAAUGAAUGCCAUGUGUGCUCCGGGUGUCUUGCCACAUCACAUGGAGCUCAGCUGUGCGCUCGUGCGCAGAAAACUUCACCCACUCACACCUUAUAA
Molecule: messenger RNA, 219 nt
Organism: Suillus fuscotomentosus
Lineage: Eukaryota; Fungi; Basidiomycota; Agaricomycetes; Boletales; Suillaceae
Exons: 1
Source: RefSeq, a predicted model, not a curated record